GUCCGGCAAGAGCUGGGUUUCAGCCUGGGUUGCCCACGACAGCGAAAGCGACUGGCAGGUGGCGGUAGGGUGACUUCUUCAGCUUAAGUGCUUAGCGGGCAGGCGAAGGGGCGGAGCAAGAGAAGAAAACACAAAGGACCGGGAGGAAGCCGGGGAGACCGGUGCGGGCCGCGGGCCGUGGUGCAGUCGCUGGGGAGCGAGGCCUGCUGGGCUCAGCAACGGGGGACGAGGUCUUGGAGGCGACCCGGCCCUCACAGACACUGGGUCAAGGAGAAAGCAGAGGAUAAUCAACUGGAAGGAGAGCAAGCACUAAGUCAACAUGGCUUCAACGUCUACUCGUGGAAACCAAGAUAAAGAUCCCCAUUUGCCACCACCAAGCAAGCAGCUCUGCCUUUUUCUCUUGUAAGCAUGCUUGUCACCCAGGGACUAGUCUACCAAGGUUAUUUGGCAGCUAAUCCUAGAUUUGGAUCAUUGCCCAAAGUUGCCUUUGCUGGUCUCUUGGGAUUUGGCCUUGGAAAGGUGUCAUACAUAGGAGCAUGCCAGAGUAAAUUCCAUUUUUUUGAAGAUCAACUUCGUGGGGCUGGCUUUGGUCCACAGCAUAACAGGCACUGCCUGCUUACCUGCGAGGAAUGCAAAAUAAAGCAUGGAUUAAGUGAGAAGGGAGACUCUCAGCCUUCAGCUUCCUAAACUCUGUGUCUCUGACUUUCAAAGUUUUUUAAACCUCUGAAUUUGAACACAUUUAAAAUUUCAAGUGUACUUUAAAAUAAAAUACUUCUAAUGGAACAAAAA
Sapajus apella (tufted capuchin) is the source of this 789-nucleotide messenger RNA. RefSeq names its product OCIA domain containing 2 (gene OCIAD2). The record is from RefSeq and is a predicted model, not a curated record. The transcript has 6 exons. Lineage: Eukaryota; Metazoa; Chordata; Mammalia; Primates; Cebidae. Gene Ontology annotation, cellular component: mitochondrial inner membrane. The coding region runs from base 409 to 687 and encodes 92 amino acids.